AUGCAAUGUUACCCAGUUCCCCCUCGUCCAAACAUGUACCGCCUUGCAGGUUUCACCAAUUCCUUGAAGUUGCCAGUUUGCAUCAGAUCAGUGAGGUUUUUUCGUUGUUUAAUUACAAGAAUGUCAAUAGCAGCCGUUAGAAGUGUCGAGGGCGAAGACUAUUUAACAAUUUCUUUCACCUUUGAUGGUAAAGAUCGAAAAAUGCAGCGCAGCAAGAAUGAAGUCCUGUCGAAGGCUUUGACGAGAAUCGAACUUUCCUCGAAGAAGAAAGCGAAAAAGGUGAAAAGGAGUGCUGAUUACAACGAAAUCGGUGGCAGUUUAGAAGGAAAUACGACUCUCUGGUUCAAUGGUCAACCAGUCGACUCGAGUCUUACCAAUGAGGCCGCUUGGAAGGAUGGAGCAAUAUUGAAAAUCGGAUCAGAAGCUUUCACUGUGGAGAUAAAUCCUCCGACGGUCACUUCUCUCAUUCUCCCCACUAAUAUGAUGUCAGGAUUCCCUGUAAUGCCUUCUCUUCGAAUGGAAUUUGGCGACAAACAGUUUUGUCGCUAUAAAUGGUUUAAAUCCUCAAAUCAUAGUGACGAACAGGCAAGUUCAGUACCAGCUUCCUCACAAGAAGUCUUGAGCUGGGAGGAAGUUGGGAAUGACUUCUUGUACACUCCUUCUGUACUUGAUGUUGGAUGUUAUCUCAAACUAGCUUGUGCACCAGGAAAUGCUGAGAAAAUCAGUAGCAUCACAUCCGAAGCAACAACUUCUGUAACAGUUGCUGCAGGCCCAGGAACAUGCCCCUUUGAUGCCAGACACAUGUACACUAAAAAGAAAACUGCUGACUCCAGCACAUUUAGGGUUGUGUCAUAUAACAUCCUAGCAGAGGCAUAUUCCAAGGAAGAGUUUGCGCAGAAGAUUCUGUUCCCAUAUUGUCCACCAUAUGCUUUGGACAUUAAUUAUCGUCAGCAGUUACUGCUUAAGGAAAUUCCUGGCUACAAUGCAGACCUUAUUUGCCUUCAAGAAUGUGGGUCGAAAUUGUUUGAACAUAAUUUAAAACCUGCUCUUGAAACAAUGGGGUUUAGAGGUCUUUUACGAUGUAAAGCUGGAGAGGUUCCAGAAGGAGAAGCCACAUUCUUCAGAGAGAGCAAGUUUGCUUUGAUAAGUCAGCAUGACAUUGUGUUAAAUGAAGCCCUCCUCCAUGAUCCUGCUCAAGCAGUAGUCUUAGAUCAUGUCUCAGCCAUUCCAAUUUUACGUGAAACUUUGCAGAAGAGAAAUGCAGUGGCUCAAGUUUCAAUACUCAAAGUUUUGGGUAUUGACAAUCAAUAUCUCUGUGUAGCUAACACACAUCUUUACUAUAAACCAACUUACCCUCAUAUAAGGUUGCUUCAGGGUGCAAUUAUUUUAAAUCACUUGCAGGAAGUCAUUUCACAGUUCACUUCUAACAGCAUGAGCAGCGAUUCCAAUAAGCAAGAGAUUCCAAUGAAUACCACCGAUGCAGCCAAUUGUGAGUCUCUCCAGGUAACUAAAGAUGGAAUGCAUGAUCAGCCACAGAUUGCUGUGGUAUUCUGUGGUGAUUUCAACAGUCUGCCAAGAAGCGGAUUGGUUGAACUUCUCACAACCAGUCAUAUUGAUUCUUUGCAUCGAGACUGGACAGUAUGUGAGGAUAAGGAAGAACAUUGCACAACCUUAAAUAUCAGCCAUGAUUUUAAUCUUUUGUCAGCAUGCAGUUUUCCACCAUUUACAAACUACACCGGUGGUUUUAAAGGAACAUUAGAUUAUAUUUUUGCUGAUGGAAAGUACCUUGAAGUGGAAUCAGUUCUUCCCUUGCCAAGUGAGGAGGAACUAUCAUCGCAUUUGGCAUUGCCUUCUGUUGUCAUGCCGUCAGAUCAUGUGGCUUUGGUCUGUGAUCUUAAGUGGAAGUUGUGAAUGCAAGCCAUUAAUAUUUGGACAGCUUAAUGAAUAAGUCCUUUAAAAAAUCCAUUGUUUUUUGAGAAUUUUUAAGCUAAUUUAUUCCUAAUAAUUAUUCAUUAUGAACAUUCGGCUAUCUGAAACUUGGAUUGUUCUGACAAAGGGGUAGAUUAUGCUUAAAGUACAAAGUACAAAGCUGAAUUUUCAGCCAUCUCAACUCUCUGGUAUUACAACAACAUCUCUUAUAUUUCUUAACCCUCUGGUAUUAUAACAACAUCUAUUAUACAACUCUCUGGUAUCAUAUUUGUUUUUAUUACUUUUGGCAGUUUGAGGUGGUUUUUUCUUUUUCCAAAUUUUUUACGUAGUAUUGGAUGCAACACAAAACACUAGCCUGCAAAAUAGCAAAGGCUAGGCAGGUGGUGAGAGAAAUUGUUCACUUUACAAAAUAACUCUAGCAGUGGGUAUUGCUCAUAAAAGCCAUGUGAGUUAGCAGAUGUUGUAAAUAUGUAAGCUCAUGAAUAACUGAUGAAUUAACAAGGUUUUAUUUCACGCACUAUAAAAAGUAGAACCACAUUAUGCCUUUAUGAGAAAUGUGCAUAUUUCACUUAUUAUAUGAUAAUUAAUGUUAAAUCACUUGAUGCUACUCAGAGUAUAGAAGCACAAACUCAAAGAUGGAAUGAAGAUUGUAGUAUUUAUUCAGCUUAUUGUACUGUGAGUCUGUAUAGGAACAUGCAAGACAUGUAAUUGGUGAGGAUCAAUUCCUUUAGUCGCAAAUAGCCAUUCAGGUCUUCUUCCUGUUAGAGGUUUGUCCUUGUACUUGCAAGAUCUGAAUGGUAAUAUCUCGAUGAAGCUGCUUAUCAUUACCUUAGUGAAUUAUGGCAUUUAGUGUUGUAGAAAGAUUGCAUUCUCUGGCUCCAAGUAUUUGUUUUAUUGGUAAUUAAAUGAUGUGACAGGAGGAAUUAAUGUGAUGUUACCUUAAAAUAGAUAUUUUUGUUAAAAAAAGAGA
Molecule: messenger RNA, 2899 nt
Organism: Pocillopora verrucosa
Lineage: Eukaryota; Metazoa; Cnidaria; Anthozoa; Scleractinia; Pocilloporidae
Product: 2',5'-phosphodiesterase 12-like
Biological process (GO): nuclear-transcribed mRNA catabolic process, deadenylation-dependent decay
Cellular component (GO): mitochondrion
Molecular function (GO): 3'-5'-RNA exonuclease activity
Source: RefSeq, a predicted model, not a curated record